Messenger RNA from Culex quinquefasciatus (southern house mosquito), 2777 nucleotides. RefSeq names its product PHD finger protein 12. Gene Ontology annotation, cellular component: nucleus; Sin3-type complex. Gene Ontology annotation, biological process: negative regulation of transcription by RNA polymerase II. Gene Ontology annotation, molecular function: protein binding; transcription corepressor activity. Lineage: Eukaryota; Metazoa; Arthropoda; Insecta; Diptera; Culicidae. The record is from RefSeq and is a predicted model, not a curated record.
GUGUCUGUCAAACGCCGUUUUGACAACAACUGAAGAACGCUUCUUUAAGCCUUCUUGGUGCGUCGUGGAAAAUAUUUUUUUUUCAUUUUAUUUCACUGGAAAAUGUUUAAAAAUGUCGAAAAAUAGAGCUCAGUACGACAUGAACGAAGGCGACGGCCUUAUGCCGCUUAUCCAAGCGCUGAUCAAACCUCCGGAGUCGGGAGAAGCUUCGAAGCCACCGGGGAAAAAACCGCAUCAUCCUUACUAUCGGAAACCUGGACGCGGCCACAACAAUGACACUUGUGACGCAUGUGGCGAGGGAGGUGAUCUGAUUUGCUGCGACCGCUGUCCUUCGAGUUUUCAUUUAGGAUGCCAUGAUCCUCCGUUGUCGGAGCAAGACAUUCCCAACGGUUUGUGGAUUUGUCACACUUGCAAGAUGACUGACCAGGGGUCCGCGACGCAAGAAACCCGUCCGGAUGCUGCGAUGGCUGAGUCGUCUCAAAUCUCUAAAAUUAAAAAGAUGCGCAACCGCAGUAAUUCACGCAAGAAUUCGGCAAACAGUGCUGGUGGUGCUGAAAAAGGGACGAUCGUCGACGAACGUGUGGAGAAGGAGCUUGAGGACUUGUCCAGCUUGUCACCGUUGGACCAGUUGAUCCGGGCGGCACGCAUUUUGAACCCACGCCAGUUCGAGUUGCCACGCGAGAUAAAUUCACAUUUUCCGUUCCCCGGAACCGAAAAGCAUGAUUCGGGUCAAAAGAACGGUAACGGUAAACGGGGACCGAGGCGUAAAGUGUAUGAGCUUGACGGGUACGGGUUGGUUCCACUUCCAGCUAAAACGUGUCACACCUGCGGGAAGUCCUGCCGCAGGGCGCCGCUGAUCGCGUGCGAUUAUUGCGACUUGUUCUUCCACCAGGAUUGUCUCGACCCGCCGCUGACUGCGCUGCCGACCUCAAUGUGGAUGUGCCCGAACCAUGUGGAGCAGUUUAUCGAUUGGAAGCUGGUCAACUCGGUCUCGGCCUCGGAAAGAAUGAAAUUAUGGAAUCACUUCAACGCCAACAUUGAUCAGGAUACUGUCAAGAAUGAGUUUUUUCGCAAGGUUCAUCGUCGAAAUCCACCGUUCCGCGUCAAGCAACGUCUGCGCGUCCGCGAUCGUAUUGAGAUUCCACCAAUGAUCGAAUAUCAUUACCAGAAUCCGCCAGAUUUAUUGCCAUCAUUGCGCGAGCUCCUGCGCGCCAAAAAUUCAAUCGUUUUAUGGACCCAGCCAAGCCUGUUUAUGACAACACGCAAAUUCUGGAUAUGAUACACGGAAUUGAAGGCCAUCAGCGGAGCGGACGAAAAACUGAACCAAGCAGAAGCGGAGUGCGUACACGACGAGAGUGUCGGUGAAACGACGAAGGAAACGGAUCCUGUGAGCGAGGAUGUACAGGGACCGAAGUGCAAGUCCAGUCCACGUGGUAAGAAACAUAAGGCUUCUCCGAAGAAAUCUCCUUCGGCCAAGGCGACCGACGCGGCUGAGGAUGAAACGGCCUCGGCUGCAAAAGAUGCCGAUGCAACGGAGGAGGUCGGGUCAAAAAAGCCCAAGAUUGAAGUUGUGGACGAAGUUAGCAAGGAUGGAGUAGAGCUGGAGAAAAUCAACGAAGAGCUCAAGUCGUACGAUGAUUCUUUUAUCAAAUUGCUUGCAUUUCAAAGAUUGCAGCAAAUUUUGACGCAACGGAGCGAAACGUCCGCCAAAGUUCCGGAAAAGGUUAUCAUUGAAACGAUCAAAUCGGAAGAACCUGUCAAAACGAUUCCGUUGCCUAGCCAGCUGCUCACAAAAGACGAUAUCGAGCGCAUUGCACGAGAGUUUACCAGUCGAAACGAGACUACACAUUGAUUACCAUAGCAGCCAAAUCAAUUCACCAACAGUUUUACCCCACCAAUGAAGGUGGAGCAACCAAAACCGAACGAAGACGAUCCAAGGGCAGCUGUAGAGAAGGUUCAAAAUAAGGUUGUGGAGUUGACGAAAAGUCUCGAGAUGGGACAAACCAACAACAACCUCAUCCGGAUCAGGGCCGUUCUGACUCCGGUGGACGUCGAGCUUCCCGGAUGCAGCUGGUUCGAUGCGCCCGAUUUGUCUCGUUCCAUUUACAUGCGCUACAGAUCGUUCUCGGUUGGCAGUGGGCAAGGAAAUGACUUACAACUGUCUCAAUACGGCUCGUGCCAAUUUAUCUCUGAGAAACAUGCUACCAUCUUUUACGACGAGGUUACGAAAAUGUUUGAGCUUUUAAACUACUCCGAGCACGGAACAACGGUCAAUGGGCAACUUUUUUCUUGCGAUUUCACUACGCCAACAAACGAUGGGCCUGGCAUCACCGAAGCUAUCGUAGCUCCGGCCAAGAAAACCAGAAAAGAAGAUCAAGACGAUGGCAAGGACAAAAAGCUGGACAAAGCAAAAUUGCGAAAGGAAAUCAUGGACAAAAUCGACCUGUCUAGACAUUGCACGCGGAAAAAUAAAGAUUUUAUUUCCUCGACUAGCAUGACGAACGUAGUAAAACCCGAGUGUGGUUGUGCGACAAAGCCGAAGGUCAGCGGCUGGGAAGGAACGGCGAUUCUUUAUCAAGGAUCUUUCCUGAAGUUUGGAUGUCUCUCCUUCCUGUUUACCAUCACGGACUACGAUAACGGUUCCGGGGAGUUUGACGAUACUGACGAAUCAUCGGAUGAAGAUCAUUGAGUGACUAUAUUCGUUUAAUUUACUACUAACCAGUAACGAAUCUGCUUACAGUUCAUUAAUAUUUCAUAAUACAGUCGUAAAAAGUGUA